Prorocentrum cordatum is the source of this 2254-nucleotide messenger RNA. The record is from the annotation of a GenBank genome assembly. NCBI's taxonomy places the organism in Eukaryota, Dinophyceae, Prorocentrales, Prorocentraceae.
UGGGCGACUCAACGCACCGUUACAACAGCCAGCGCGCGCGAGCAGGCCGGGCCGGCGGAGCCGAGGCGGCGCGCAAGCGAGCGCGGGCGGGCUCGAUCGCAGGGCCAAAGCCGGCCAGAACCAGGACGACCAGGAGGAGGAGGAGGAGGAGGAGGGGGAAGACGGAGGCACAACACGAAGGCAGGGGGGGGGAGGAGGGGCCACAGGGCGGCCGAAUGCCCGCCCGGUGGGCAGCACGCGCGGAGGCCCCGCCGCCGUGAGAAGUGCAGACGGCAAUGCUAAUGAACAGGGAGCACAGCCCUGGACGCCGCGGCCAGAAGCGCUGGGGUGCCCUCGCAGCGAGAAGCCUGCUGGUGCGUCUCCUUUCAGUCGGGGAGCGGCUCCCUCUGCGACCGGCCGCACCACCUCUUGAUCGCGUCGAGCGCGCAGUACCUGCCGACCUCGCCUGGAAUCGGCCGGUGUCUCCAGUUGGGAUCGUGGAGCGGCGGCUGCAUGUGCUUGCGGUGGUCAUUGUGGCUCCUGAGUCGUCGUAAGAAAUGACGGUGUCACGGAGGCCCAGCUCGGGGAUCUCCGCUUGCACCGUGGGGCCCUCGCGCAGCUGCACGGGCACGGGGACGGAAGCGGAAGCGGAAGCAGCGGUGCGGGGGUCGCCCGCGCCCAGGCCCCUGGAGGGCGGUCGGGCUCGCUGGAAAAGCAAAUGUGCAAGAAUCCGUCGACGUGGUGAAAUCAGGAAUGGCCUGGGGCCUGAGGCAUCAAGCUCAAUCGCUGAAGCGUUUGCAUGGACGGCCGGGCAGGCGGGUGCCCUCAGGGGCACAACGGGGACGCACAGCGGCAAGGACUGCCUGGUCCCCUCGCUUCCGGUGAAGUGCAGCUUGGCGUCCGCGAGAAGCGCAGAGUCGGUCUCCUUCGCCGCGAACUCGAAGCUCUCGGGCACGUCCACCGCCCUCUGCGCAAUCGGGACUUGGCACUCCAGAUUUCGUAAUAAAGGGAGGGGGGUCUCAUUUCGGGGGGGUCUGAAAUGGCGUGUCUUGGAGGGUCCAGACCCCCUCCCUUUUAUUACGAACUCUGGAGUACUCGAUCUCAAGCGACUCGAUGGAGAAGCCCUCCGUCGCCUUCGCGAAGCUCGCGGGCAGCAGCGCAUCCAUCCUGCCCGGGCCGAUGUCGACGAAGGUACCGAACUCCUUGAGCGCACGAACGGUGCCCUGGAGCUGCUGGCCCACCUGCAGGUCGCCGAUCUUGACGCCGCUGCCUCCCGCGGCCUCGGCUCCAGGCUCUCCGGAGACCAUCUUGUUUCCCGCGGCGUCGACAUUGACGACGACCAGACCCUUGAGCUCGUCGCCACUCUUGUACUCUGCGCCGUCCUUCAUCAAGCGCGUCGGAAGCAGCGCCUGGAACGAGGCUCCAAUCUCGAUGAAAGUUUCGAAAUUCAUGAUUUGUCAGCCUUUCCAUCGAUCACCUCGCCCUCAGAGAAGUCGCCAGCAAGCUUCUUCGAGGAGACGGCCAGGUGCCGCCUGGACGGGUCCGCCUGGAUGAUCUUGAGGCCCGUCAGCUCCUGUGCGCGCUUGAACAGAUCAUUGAGCUUGUCGAGCUCGGACACCGAGUACAACGCGUCGUGCUCGGCACCCAAGUCCACGAAGACGCCGAAGUCCAUGCCGCCUGACACAUUGCUGUCCACCGUGUCACCGACCUUGAGCUCGCUCAGGGACGUCGUCUCGUCCUCCUGUUGGCCAUUCAGGACCUUGGUGGAUCUGACCUCGAGCUGGCUUCCGGCGGUGUCGGAUUCGACGUCGAAGAGGUUGGUGAUCUCAUCGCCCUCGUCAUGCUCUGACAGUGGCUUCGAGAGGCUCUUCUCGCGGAUGUCUGCCUCGCGAAUGGCGCCGACGUCGAUGCUGAGGCCGCCCGCCGUCUUCUUGGUGAUCGUGCCAGAGACCUGCGCGCCGCGGGGGAAGGCGGAGAUCGGCGCGCCCGCCUGGGUGAACACGGAGAUCCUGCUGGUCGCAACCUCGAUGGUCACGAUGGUGAUGUCGGCCACCUCGCCGACGGUCCACUCGCUGGCCUGCCUGCCCACGAACGAGAGCGGGCAGAGCACCGAAACCGUGAUCCUGGCGUCGAAGAAGACCCCGAACUUCGUAGUGCUCUAGACUCGAUAGCAAAGGGGGGGGGGGGAGAAUCAGCUCACGUAGCUGAUUUUCCCGGCGCCUGCCGGCGCCGGAGGCGGCCAUGCAUCGAGGAAGGGGCCCGUCGGUGAGGCCGA